Molecule: messenger RNA, 991 nt
Organism: Eimeria tenella
Lineage: Eukaryota; Apicomplexa; Conoidasida; Eucoccidiorida; Eimeriidae
Product: Aaa family atpase, related
Exons: 1
Source: RefSeq, a predicted model, not a curated record
AUGCUGCGCCCAAUUAAUGAGUCAUUGAAUUCGCUUUACGCGAAACAAAGACAGAAGCAGCAGGCGCAAGAGCAGCAGCAGCAGCAGCAGCAGCAGCAGUCGCAGCAAGAACCGGGAAUUAAGGGGUCCCUGCAGGCCGCGCAGCAGCAACUGCAGCAGCAGGUGCAGCGACAAAUAAAACUCAAGGCGCAGCAGCAGCAGCAGCAAGCCAGUGCCGCUGCUGCUGCACCCGAAGCCCCAGCGGCGGCGGCAGCGGAAGCGCCGCAAGAUAUAGCAGCAGCAGCAGCAGCAGCAGCGCCAGAAGCAGCAGCAAAACCAGCAGCAGCAGCAGAAGAGUCCGAUGGAGACAGCAGGAAGGCGCAGCAGCGUCGGCGGGCGGCCCGACGCUCAGCAGCAGCAGCAGCGCUGGCAGCAGCAGCAGCAGCUGCUGCUGCAGCGCGGGUAGAAGCCAACGGCCGUGCUGCUGCAGCGCCAGAGCCAGCAGCAGCAGCAGCGGCAAUUGCUCCCAGCAAGCUGCCUGAAGUGUCUCUGGAGACACUUGUGGGAAUUCCCGCAGCUUUAAGAGACAAAAUUACAAAACACAUUUUGCUGCCUUUUCUCACCAACCACCUUCUAGAGGGGCAGCAGCAGCAGCAGCAGCAGCAGCAGUUAGACAUCGACGCAGAGCCUUCCGAAAAUGACGCAGUCAGCAGCAGCAGCAGCAGCAGCAGCAGCAGCAGCAGCAAGCUUGUUUGUUCGCGCGGGGUGCUGCUGUGGGGCCCGACUGGAGUUGGGAAGUCUCAUGUUGCUGCUGCUGUGGUCCGCACGCUCAACGACGCGCUGCUGCUGCAGAAGCAGCAGCAACAGCAGCAGCAGCAGCAGCAGGAUGCGGUACAGCGCAGCAGCAGCGGCAACGGCAGCAGCAGCGGUGACGGCGGUGCGAACAACAGCAGCAGCAACGAUGACUCCCCUGAAGAUGACAGCAGCAGCAGCAGCAGCAGCAGCAAAGAGG